AUGAGUAACAUUGUCACCACCGAUUCCAAGGCGCCCGUGCGCAUCGUCAAGCGGGUACAAUUCGGAAUCUUAUCGCCGGAUGAAAUUCGCCGAAACUCUGUAACGGAAGGAGGCGUCCUAUACCCGGAGAUCUACGAGAAUGGAAGACCGAAGAUCUUGGGAUUAAUGGACCCAAGGCAGGGCGUGAUUGACAGAAAUUCUCGUUGCCAAACAUGCGCCGGUAAUUUGGUAGAGUGUCCGGGCCACUUUGGACAUAUUGAACUCGCAAAACCCGUGUUUCAUAUUGGCUUCCUCAACAAAUCUAUCAAAGUGCUCCGCUGCUUUUGUUUUUACUGUUCAAAACUUCUCGUCUCACCAUCAAACCCAAAAAUAAAAGAAAUCGUUUCCGAAACAAAAGGAAACCCCCGAAAACGUCUUACCCACGUUUACGACCUUUGCAAGGGGAAAAACAUCUGUGAAGGCUCUGACGACAAUGACCUUGGCAAAGACAACAUGAAUGAGUAUGACGAUAUUGCACUGAAAAAGAAAGUAAACAUGCACGGCGGCUGCGGCCGCUACCAGCCACAGAUUCGCCGAGAAGGCCUCGAUCUGUACGCCGAGUGGAAGCACCUGAAUGAAGAUUCCCAAGAGAAAAAGAUUCUUCUCACUGCAGAGCGUGUUCACGCCAUCUUCAAAGCCAUCUCCGAUGAAGAGGUCAGCAUCAUCGGAAUGGAUCCCAAGUUCGCUCGGCCCGACUGGAUGCUGGUCACUGUGCUCGCCGUACCACCGCUCUGUGUACGGCCUGCCGUUGUCAUGUUUGGUUCCGCUCGAAAUCAGGACGAUUUGACGCACAAAUUGGCUGAUAUUGUCAAGACAAACGCCGAGCUGAUCAGAAAUGAACAGAACGGUGCGGCGACGCACAUUAUUGCCGAAAAUGUAAAGAUGCUUCAGUUUCACGUGGCCACUUUUGUCGACAAUGAAAUUCCCGGCAUUCCUCGCGCACAGCAGAAAUCGGGUCGACCGCUAAAGUCGAUCAAGCAGCGUCUCAAGGCGAAGGAAGGUCGCAUUCGAGGCAACUUGAUGGGCAAGCGAGUGGACUUUUCCGCUCGAACCGUCAUCACACCGGAUCCCAACCUGCGAAUCGACGAAGUCGGCGUUCCUCGGUCGAUUGCCCAAAACUUGACUUUCCCUGAAAUCGUGACACCUUUCAAUAUCGAUCAACUAAAAGAGCUUGUUCGGAAAGGCAACAACCAGUAUCCGGGCGCAAAGUACAUUAUUCGCGACAAUGGUGAACGUAUCGAUCUGCGAUUCCACCCUCGACCAUCGGAUCUGCAUCUGGAGUUUGGCUACAAAGUGGAGCGGCAUAUUCGCAACGGCGAUGUCAUCGUCUUCAAUCGUCAGCCAACGCUGCACAAGAUGAGUAUGAUGGGCCAUCGUAUUCGAGUGCUGCCCUGGUCCACCUUUCGCUUCAACCUCUCUGUCACCACGCCGUACAACGCUGACUUUGACGGCGAUGAGAUGAACUUGCACGUUCCGCAGUCGCUGGAGACCCGCGCCGAAAUUGAGAAUCUGGCCAUGGUGCCGCGCAACAUCAUCACUCCUCAGUCGAACAAGCCCGUCAUGGGCAUCGUGCAGGACACGCUGACUGCUGUCCGAAAGAUGACCCGUCGAGAUGUGUACCUCACCUGGGAGCAGAUGAUGAACUUGCUCAUGUUUCUGCCCACCUGGGACGGCAAGGUGCCCAUGCCGGCCAUCCUGAAGCCGGUGCCCCUCUGGACUGGAAAGCAGCUCUUCUCGCUCAUUAUUCCGGGCAAUGUGUCGCUCAUUCGAAACCAUUCAACGCAUCCUGAUGAGGAGGACAGUGGCCCGUACAAAUGGAUCUCGCCGGGUGACACCAAGGUUCUCAUUGAGAAUGGAGUGCUCCUCACCGGAAUCGUCUGCUCAAAGACCGUCGGCAAGGCAGCCGGCAACUUGCUUCACGUUGUCUUUCAGGAGGCGGGCUUCCACACCUGCGGCCUCUUCUACUGGCACAUUCAGACGGUAGUGAACGCAUGGCUUCUGCUCGAAGGUCACUCAAUCGGCAUUGGUGACACCAUCGCUGACCCGGAAACAUAUCGCGAUAUCCAAGAGACAAUUAAAAAGGCUAAAGACGACGUGAUUGAGGUGAUUGAAAAAGCGCACAACGACGAUCUGGAUCCCACUCCUGGCAACACUCUUCGACAGACCUUUGAGAACCAGGUCAAUCGAAUUCUCAAUGACGCUCGUGUCAAAACCGGUGCAUCUGCGCAAAAGUCACUCUCUGAGUUCAACAACUUUAAGGCCAUGGUGGUGUCCGGCGCCAAGGGCUCUGAGAUUAACAUUUCUCAGGUUAUCGCCUGUGUCGGUCAGCAGAACGUCGAGGGAAAGCGAAUUCCCUUUGGCUUUCGAAAGCGAACCUUGCCGCACUUUAUUAAGGACGAUUACGGCCCUGAGUCGAGGGGCUUUGUCGUCAAUUCUUACCUUGCUGGACUGACUCCGUCAGAGUUCUUCUUCCACUCUAUGGGUGGUCGUGAAGGUCUGAUUGAUACCGCCGUCAAGACUGCCGAGACUGGUUACAUUCAACGUCGUCUGAUCAAGGCCAUGGAGUCUGUCAUGGUCACAUACGAUGGCACAGUGCGAAACUCAAACGGUCAGGUGAUUCAGCUCCGCUACGGUGAAGACGGACUUGACGGUGCCUGUGUGGAGUUUCAAAAUUUGGCCUCUCUCAAGCCGAACGACAAGGCCUUCAGAGAGCAGUUUCGACUGGACGUCAACAACGAUCGCCUCAUGCGCAAAAUCUUCACCGAGGAUGUCCUGCGCGAGUUUAAUGAAAAUCCCAACUUUCAGUCUGAGCUCGAAGAGGAGUUUAAGCGUCUGACUGAGGAUCGAAAGACUGUUCGCAAGCUGUUCCCCACUGGAGACUCCAAGGUGGUGCUGCCCUGCAACAUUCAGCGUAUGAUUUGGAACGCGCAAAAGACCUUUCGCGUCAACCGGCGGGCGCCCACUGACCUGUCGCCCCUGAAGGUGACCGAGGGCAUUGAGAAUCUGGUGAAGAAGCUGACCAUUGUGCCCGGUGAAGAUGCCCUCUCCGUGACUGCUAACGAGAACGCCACUCUGCUCUUCCGCACCUUGCUGCGCUCAACUCUCUGCACGAAGAAGAUCACCGAAAUUGAUCGCCUCUCCUCGGAAGCCUUCGACUGGCUGCUCGGUGAAAUUGACAGCAAGUUCCAUCAAAGUCAGGUGCAGCCUGGUGAGAUGGUCGGCGCGCUGGCCGCCCAGUCACUGGGAGAGCCUGCCACGCAGAUGACGCUGAACACCUUUCACUACGCCGGUGUGUCCGCGAAGAACGUCACCCUCGGUGUGCCGCGUCUCAAGGAGAUCAUCAACAUCUCCAAGAAGCCAAAGACGCCCUCUCUCACCGUCUUCCUCACCGGUGCAGCUGCUCGGGACGCCGAGAAGGCCAAGGACGUGCUGUGCCGACUGGAGCACACUACACUGCGCAAAGUGACGGCAAACACGGCCAUUUACUACGAUCCUGACCCCCUGAGCACCGUCAUCACCGAGGAUCAGGAGUUUGUGAAUGUGUACUACGAGAUGCCGGACUUUGACACUGCUCGCAUCUCUCCAUGGCUGCUGCGUAUUGAGCUGGACCGAAAGCGAAUGACCGAUAAGAAGCUGUCCAUGGAGCAGAUUGCCGAGAAGAUCAGCGCUGGCUUUGGCGAUGACUUAAACUGCAUCUUCAACGAUGACAACGCCGACAAGCUGGUGCUGCGCAUUCGAAUCAUGAACCCCGAGGAGAAGUCGGCCGAAGACGAGGAGCAGGUGGACAAGAUGGAGGAUGACGUCUUCCUGCGGUGCAUUGAGGCCUCUCUGCUCAGUGACAUUACCCUGCAGGGCAUCGAGCAGAUUAGCAAGGUGUACAUGCACCUGCCGCANACGGACAACAAAAAGCGCAUCACCAUCACCGAGCAGGGCGACUUCAAGGCGAUUGCCGAGUGGCUGCUCGAGACAGACGGCACCUCGCUGAUGCGCGUUCUUGCCGAGCGAGACGUCGAUCCCAUUCGAACGUAUUCUAACGACAUUUGCGAGAUCUUCUCCUCGUUGGGCAUUGAGGCGGUGCGAAAGGCGGUGGAGAAAGAGUUGAACUAUGUCAUCAGUUUUGACAGCUCCUACGUCAACUACCGGCACUUGGCGUUGCUCUGUGACGUCAUGACUGCCAAGGGCCACCUGAUGGCUAUCACGCGACACGGCAUCAACCGCCAGGACGUCGGCGCCCUCAUGCGGUGCUCAUUUGAGGAGACAGUGGACGUGCUGAUUGAUGCGGCCAUGCAUGCUGAAGUCGACUAUCUGCGUGGUGUCUCCGAGAACAUUAUCGUCGGUCAGCUGGCCAACAUUGGCACUGGCGCUUUCGGCAUGCUCCUCGACCCGGAGAAGUGCAAGAGCGGCAUUGAAAUUCCCACCAAUAUGGUUGGUCUCGGAAAUGAUCUAUUCUUUGGCAUGGACUCGCCUACGAUGGGCUCGGGAAUGUCGCCACAGAUGACGCCGUACGCACAGGGCAUUGCUACGCCGGCAUACGGUUUGCCGUGGUCUUCAGGCGUAAGCAUGGGCAUGACGCCCAAUGCUGCUGGAUUUUCGCCAUCUGCCGCAUCUGAAGCGGGCUUCUCCCCGGGCUACUCUCCCAGCUGGUCGCCGGGUGGCAUUGGAUCGCCUAGCUCGCCCUCCUCACCCUACUUGCCCUCGCCCAGCGGGCCCCUGUCGCCCUCGUAUUCGCCGGCCUCUCCCAACUACAUGCCCAUGUCGCCUGGAAUCGGCGUCGCCAGUCCGUCGUACUCGCCGACGUCCCCCAGCUAUUCACCAACGUCGCCCAACUACGCGCCCACUUCUCCCUCGUACAGCCCUACUUCGCCAAACUAUUCACCAACUAGUCCGCGAUACUCGCCGACCUCUCCCUCAAACUACUCACCGACCUCUCCCUCGUACAGUCCGACAUCCCCAUCGCACCAUUACUCUCCCACGUCGCCUGGCUACUCUCCGACUUCGCCCUCCUAUUCGCCGACCAGUCCCUCGUACAGUCCGACGUCGCCCAAUUAUUCGCCGAAUAGUACCCGCUAUUCGCCUGCUUCUCCCAACUAUCUGUCGCCGGGAAUUGGCGGUGUGGCCAGUCCGAACUACUCGCCGACCUCACCCGGCUAUUCGCCCUCAUCGCCCAACUACUCACCCACUUCGCCCUCGUAUAGCCCAUCAUCGCCAAACUUUGCGGUCACUAGUCCGCGAUAUUCGCCGACCUCUCCCUCAAACUACUCACCGACCUCUCCCUCGUACAGUCCCAAAUCACCGAACCAUAAUUACUCUCCCACGUCACCAGGCUACUCUCCCUCAUCGCCCUCUUACUCGCCCUCCAGUCCAUCGUACAGUCCGACGUCGCCCAAUUAUUCGCCCUCUAGUACCCGAUAUUCACCGGCCUCUCCCAACUAUCUGUCGCCCAAUAUGGGCGUGGCCAGUCCGACGUACUCGCCCAGUUCACCCGGCUACUCUCCAUCAUCGCCCAACGCAUAA
This is a messenger RNA of Rhagoletis zephyria (snowberry fruit fly), 5553 nucleotides long. Lineage: Eukaryota; Metazoa; Arthropoda; Insecta; Diptera; Tephritidae. The record is from RefSeq and is a predicted model, not a curated record.